CACAUUCCUUCCAACCUGCUUCCAUCCACCACGGUUCUCAUUCAGCAAUCUGCCACCACGAACGCACUUCUCCGCUCCUCAUUCCGUCGGCGCUCGCUCCUUCCAACUCUCUGCGUGCGUACGAUGACAUCCACUUCAAAUAAUCCCCUUCUCGCGGACUGGUCCGUGCGCCCGUUCUCGUUCCCACCUUUCGAAGAAAUCAAAGCAUGCCACUUUCAACCUGCGUUCGAAUACACCAAAGCAAAGCACUUGGAAGAACUGAAGCAAAUUGCCAACAACCCCGAGGAACCCACGUUCGACAACACGAUUAAGACGUUUGAUCGUGCCGGUGCCCUCUUCAAACGUGUUGAAGGUGUGUACUACAACCUCACAGCGUCCUACUGCCCUCCGGACCUCCAAGCUGUUGAAUCGGAGCUCGCUGGGCCGCUGGCCGAGCAUUCGUCGAAAGUUACGACAUUCCCUGGGCUCUUUGAACGCAUCCAACAUGUAUACAAUGACCGUAACUCGGCUGGGUACACCCCUGUGCAAGUCCGCCUCGUCGAACGUUUCUAUUUGGACUUUGUUCGCGAAGGCGCGCUCUUUGACAAAGAAACACAAGACAAAUACAACGCGAUUGUGAAGGAAUUGGCGGAAUUGACGACGCAUUUCCGUCAACAAGUCACCACUGACGAAAGCGAAGUCACGGUCCCUGUUACUUUGGCCGAACUCGAAGGUGUGCCUACCGACAUUGUUGCGGCCGCUCGCCAAGCUGCUGCGGACCGGAACUUGGACGGCCAUGUGAUCACCCUUGGCCGAUCCCUCGUCGAACCUUUCCUCACAUUCUGCCCCAACCGCGACGCCCGCGAGCGCGUGUGGAAGGCAUGGACGUCCCGUGGAGAGCUCUCCCCCGAUCGCGACAACUUGAGCGUAGCGGUGAAGAUUCUCAAGCUCCGAUCGCAGCAAGCAAAGCUGCAUGGAUACAAAAACUUUGCGGAUUACCAGACCGUAGACACGAUGGCGCAAACCCCAGAAAAGGUGCUAGAGUUAUUGAACCGCGUGUGGACUCCUGCCAAAGUCGCUGCCAACAAGGAGCGCGAAGUCUUGUCUGCCUACGCCGUGUCCAAGGGUGAAAGCGCUGAAGUCCGCGCGUCCGACUGGCGAUUCUACUCAGAGAAGGUUCGCGCGGCGAAGUACGACCUGGACGACGCCAUCGUCAAGCCCUACUUUAGCUUGGAGCGCAUGGUUGAAGCCGUGUUUGACGUGGCGAACCGACUGUACGGCCUCACGUUUGAGCUCCGUCAAGACUUGAAGACAUACCACCCGGACGUGCAGGUGUACCAAGUGAAGGGUCCGUCGGGCGACAUUGUGGCGCUCUUUUUGCAUGACAACUUUGCGCGCCCGCACAAGAACAGCGGUGCUUGGAUGAGCGAGUUCCGAUCGCAGAGCCGCAAUAUUGACGACAUCAACACGUCUGAAAUCCCUAUCGUGAUCAACAACAACAACUUCACCAAGGGCAACCCGACGCUUCUCUCGUUUGACGACUGCGUCACUCUCUUCCAUGAAUUCGGUCAUGGGUUGCACGGCAUGCUCUCGGACGUGACGUACCAGCGCCUGGCCAGCACGAACGUGCUCAAGGAUUUUGUCGAGUUGCCGUCCCAGCUCAUGGAACACUGGGUGCGUCAGCCCGAAGUUUUGGCCGUCCACGCCCGCCACUAUAAAACGAACGAACCGAUCCCGGCCGAGUUGCUGGCCAAGGUCAUGGCCGCGCUCAAGUUUCAACAAGGGUUCGCCACCGUCGAGUACACUGCGAGUGCAUUGGUCGACCAGGCGCUGCACGCAAUUGAAGACGUCGACGGCCUCGAUUUGACAGAGUUUGAAAAGGCCACACUCAAGAAACUCGAGAUGCCGCCGGGCAUUGUGAUGCGCCACCGCAUUCCCCACUUUAGCCACCUGUUUGCGUCGUCAAGCUACGCGUCGGGGUACUACGUGUACUUGUGGGCCGAAGUUCUCGACGCCGACGCUUUCCAAGCGUUUGUCGAAACAGGCAACAUCUUUGACAAGGGCACGGCCGACCGUGCCAAGAAGUUUAUUUACUCGGCCGGCAACACGCGAGACCUCAUGGAAGGGUACCGACUCUUCCGUGGCCGCGACCCCAAUAUCGAAGCGAUGCUGAUCAAGAAAGGGUUGAUUUAAGCUAUCGGUACACACACGCCAUGGUCCAUUUGUUUUCUGCUCCA
This is a messenger RNA of Aphanomyces invadans, 2216 nucleotides long. RefSeq lists its product as hypothetical. Gene Ontology annotation, biological process: proteolysis. Bases 124 to 2172 code for a protein of 682 amino acids. The record is from RefSeq and is a predicted model, not a curated record. Gene Ontology annotation, molecular function: metalloendopeptidase activity; carboxypeptidase activity. The transcript has a single exon. Lineage: Eukaryota; Oomycota; Saprolegniomycetes; Saprolegniales; Verrucalvaceae. Gene Ontology annotation, cellular component: outer membrane-bounded periplasmic space; cytosol.